CAUAAACGUGGAACAGGAGGAGCCACGUGACUGAGAAAGCAACCAAUCAGCUGUUUAACUUUGUCGUGCCGCCAAGCUCGUCUCUAUUCCGUACUGUGCACGCGGAAGCUAGAAAUUCGUGCGAUACUUCUACAAACAGACGAACGUUCUUUUAAAAUGGUUGACUUAAUACAAUAAAGAAACGGCUGAUUUUUACUUUUUCGUGUUGUUCGAGACGUUCUUUCAUCUGUAUAUUGUUGAAUUCUGAUAUCAAAUGGUUCUAUAUCAUAGUCGCCAUUUUGGUGAUAGACCGAGCCAAGAUUAGCGAGUGUACCUAUGAUCUUUUUAUUUUCACUCGGCAUUCGGUCGAUCGUAGUGAUCGUCGGUGACGCCGGGACGGAAUUCUAACCUCGAGGAUGACGCAACAAAACAAAACGAUGAACUUUCUCAUACAUGACGCGAACGGUCAUCCACAAGUGAUAAAGGUUGUACAGAGUACAGCCAAUAAAGCAUUGGGUGGUAUUGUCAGUACAACAAAUGCAGGUGGCCUUAAGGUCUUUAAGACUCCGAGCCAAGAAUCUCAGGUUUUGUCAUCGAACGCACAAGUUCUUAGAACUAUUAGUUUGCAAAGUCCUUCAACUCCUGGUCAAAGAUUGGUUACAAUACCAUUGCAGAAUACAAAAUUGGCAACAACUAAGGCUGGUGAACCUGUACUGACCAAAACUAUACAGUUGACAUCUGCGCAAAUGAGUGAUAUAAAACAGGCAAUAGUGUCUCAACAGCAACAGCAGCAACAAUCUGGUAAUCAACAACUUGUGAAAGAUGCAAGUGGAAAAACAUAUAUCAGUCCGAUAUUGGAUCACAGUGGUUCUAGGAAAAGACAAGAUGUCGAGGGUGGCGACUUUGUACCAGAUAAACGGAGAAAAACAGAAAAAGUAGGAAAAGGAUUACGUCAUUUUUCGAUGAAGGUUUGUGAAAAAGUUAAGAAGAAGGGAACGACGUCCUACAAUGAGGUUGCAGACGAGCUUGUUGGAGAGUUUACUAAUCCUGCUCAUAUAAACUCCUUAACAGAUCAGCAAUAUGAUCAAAAAAACAUUAGAAGACGUGUUUAUGACGCUUUGAACGUCUUAAUGGCAAUGAAUAUUAUUUCGAAAGAAAAGAAGGAAAUCAGGUGGCUAGGUUUACCAACUAAUUCUUUGCAAGAGUGUAUGGCACUUGAGAAAGAUAAAAAGAAAAAGAUCGAGAGGAUCAAAGCGAAAACGCAACAAUUACACCAAUUAAUUCUCUCGCAUAUCUCUUUCAAAAACCUGGUGGAACGUAAUCGUGCCAAUGAAAGUCUGCGCGGCCCACCAAAACCAAAUUCUGCCAUACAGCUGCCAUUCCUGAUUGUGAAUACUAGCAAAAAGACUGUCAUAGAUUGCAGCAUUUCGAAUGACAAAACUGAGUACCUGUUCAAUUUUAACGAUAAGUUCGAAAUUCACGACGAUAUUGAGGUUCUAAAACAAAUGGGUUUAGCUUUCGGUCUAGAAAAAGGAGAAUGUACCGAAGAAAAUUUGCGUAAGGCUAAGCUGAUGGUUCCAAAAUCUUUGGAAAAAUACGUGGAACAACUGGCAAGUGGUGAUUUGGAGAAAUUCAUCCCAGUGACCAUUCCUGGACCAAGUACUUCGAUGGAAGACCUGGAUACAAAAUUGGAAGGUUCUCGGCCACCUUCAUCUUCUCAUACUUCGCUUUCGGAGGAUGUUCUAUCGCCGCCCUCGCAGUAUUAUUCCGAGGAAGAAGAUGAGGAGGAGGAGAGUGAUCAGGACGACCAAGCCGAUAGUGAUCUCGAAGUUAACUAGCACUCCGAACGAUCUUCUCGGGGCUGGACUCAGGGUUGGAUACUCGUCACUAUUAGCAGCGUAUUCGACAUGGUCGUCAUCGAUAUCGCUCUCAAGAACGUCAUUCUCGUACGCAGUCAAGAUGCGCACGAAUAACGGUAAUCGAGAUUUUCUUAAAAGGGGAACUUGGUUGCUACUGUUGAUAAAAGUCUGUUAAUGUGAGAUAAGGAUGGUCAAAAGGUGGAAUUCAUUGUCGAUUGGGGCCAAGGAGAAAAACAAAAAAAUGAAGGAACAAAUCGCGCAGAAAUAAAACUCAAACGGCUUCAGUUCGUUUCAUCUGAAAAAAGGAGACUUUCGAUGCAUACCGAUCUACAGGAUCUAUGAUUAUGCGGCGCGACUGAAAACCGGGGUGCUAUUUUAAUUGUGCAUCAUCUUAACAGGUUUAUAUGACUAGCAUCUAUGUAUUGUAAAUUAUAAUCUUUACAAUGAUAUCGAUAUUAAUGUGUACGAGACAUUAUGACCAGUACUCAUUUUCUUAUGGCACGUUUAUAAUUAAUAUCGCCCAAGCUAACGUACCAAGAUAAUGGUAUUUUGAACACGGGCACACGUCUGAUUCAAUUUCGAACUAAAAAUAAUAAAUUGUAAUAAUGUUAA
Molecule: messenger RNA, 2450 nt
Organism: Hylaeus anthracinus
Lineage: Eukaryota; Metazoa; Arthropoda; Insecta; Hymenoptera; Colletidae
Gene: Dp
Product: transcription factor Dp-1
Exons: 11
Coding region: 396-1817 (473 amino acids)
Biological process (GO): regulation of transcription by RNA polymerase II; regulation of cell cycle
Cellular component (GO): transcription regulator complex; nucleus
Molecular function (GO): RNA polymerase II transcription regulatory region sequence-specific DNA binding; DNA-binding transcription factor activity, RNA polymerase II-specific
Source: RefSeq, a predicted model, not a curated record